AGUAGGGUUUAAUUGCCUUGGGCCGGCAGGAUUGGGGGAGACCUUGCCGCUCUUUGGCAAUACCCUCUUGGCAGGAUUCUGUCGUUCGGUUCGACGCGAGAUCUCAGACGGUCAACAUGCAUCCUUCGGUAUUGCUGCUCCUGCUGCUGGCCUCCCUGGGCCCAUGUUCAUCCCUCAAGUUGCCCAAUUAUAUACAGCCUUGCAAGAGAGACGAUCCGAAGUUGAACGAGUGCGCGGUUGCCCACGGCCAGCUCGCUAUACCGAAAUUUAUAAAUGGGGAUCCGAAGUACAGGGCGCCUCGCCUCGACCCUCUCGACAUCACGGAGCUUAGAGUGAACCAGGGGACGAAGCAAGUGGGUCUUAGAAUGAUUUUAAAAAACGCUAAAAUCUACGGUUUAAAAAAUACCAUAUUUGAGAAAGCAAGAACACAACUUGGUACCAAACAUAUUGAAUGGGACUUUAAGAUUCCCCGGAUUGAAAUUAUCAGCGACUAUGAGGUAAACGGCCAAGUCCUCAUCCUCCCAAUCACUGGGAAAGGAAAAGCCAACGUAACUUUGACCAAGUUGGAAAUUACGUACAAAUAUGAUUGGGAACUGAUCAAGAAGAACGGAAAAGAGUAUAUGAACUUCACAUCCAGCGAGCUCGAGUUUGAUAACGGAAAGACUUACUUUGACCUCAAGAAUCUCUUCAACGGAGAUCAAUUCUUGGGUAGCAACAUGAACCGCUUUUUGAACGAGAACUGGAAGGAAGUCACAAGAGAACUGGGACCAGCCGUCGGACAAGCUUUUAGCGAUGUUUUCAGACUCUUGCUGACAAGAAUCGCUGCUCAAGUGCCCUACGCUGAAAUAUAUCUCAAGAGCUGAAAUAUUAUUUCCUUGCUAAGAAACAUGUGCAAAUUUGUCUUGUCAUCCACAAAAUCAAUUAACGAACGUUGCUUUACAACUGUAGAUGGUAGAUUUAGAUACAGUGCAAUACCAUUAAAUCUGGAUGUGUGAUGUUUGUUAUAAUUUUUAUUAGAGAAAUUAUUUUUAUUUAUCAUGAUUUAUUUAUAAUUUAAAAGAGUUAUUCAAUCAAAGCGCCUAAACAAUAUUUUUUUUUCAUCUGAAUCAGACAUGAAAUCUUAAUAUUAUCGUAUUUUCUGUAAAUAAAAAUUUCUUUUCUCUA
This is a messenger RNA of Cimex lectularius (bed bug), 1164 nucleotides long. Its product is annotated as protein takeout-like. The record is from RefSeq and is a predicted model, not a curated record. The transcript is spliced from 6 exons. The coding region runs from base 117 to 863 and encodes 248 amino acids. Lineage: Eukaryota; Metazoa; Arthropoda; Insecta; Hemiptera; Cimicidae.